GCGGUGGCGGGGCUGGCAGGGCUGAGGAGGCGAUAACGCGGCUGUUCUGACAGCAUUCAGCCUGUGGAGGUGAAGGGAGGAAGUGGGAAGAGGCAGCUCCCCGCCGGCACGCUGUGUGGGCCCGCGCUGAUCGGGGCCGCGUUGCUCCCACCCUCGUUUCUCCCUCAUCGAGCCAGGCUGUGGCUGCCAGUAGAUCUGUACGCCCGGAGCUCGGGCACAGCUCGGUGAGGCUCCCCUCCUGGCCUUGCCGCAGCCACUCCUCGUGGGAAUGGCACGAACAAGCCGGGCCCUGUUCUAAAUCGGGAUGUAAUUAUAAGGGAGCCGUACGUCUGGCAGUGCCUGUGGCUUUCUCUGGCCUAGGACAUUCCUACAAGUGUGCUACGUCCCGCAUAGCAUUUGUUUUACAUCUGAGUGUACGGUGAGAAAAUGGAAAGCUACAUUCAGCUAUCCUCCCAAGCGUCAUCCAGCAAGCAGAUUGUAGCUGUGAGCGUGGAAAGCAUGAGCUGAGAAAAUAUUUGGUUGCUCCUAGGAUUUUUAGAAUUACCUUGAGCUCUACGUAAAUUUUAAGCAGUGCUUCCUUGGGGCAUCAGGAGUCCAAGAAAAUUAAGCAAGACAUAUACUUUUAUGAUCUGAUUCACUACUGCAUGCUGGUCCUUAGACAAGAUUGCUCUCGGCUGCAGGGAGGCUGGGCUACUGCUGCCCAGCUUGCAGAGAUAAUAAGUCAUUGUUGUGUAGGACUGGAGGUGAAAGAAGAUCCUGAGGAAUUUUACAAGAAAUUUCUUCCUUCAGCUAUAGACAACCUGCUGUUCUUGGGGAGACGCCUGCAAGCGCGAUUUAUCCGAGCAGUCAAGGAUGAAGAAAAACAAGAUUUUUUACGCUAUUUCCAAACAGUAACUGAUGCCAUCUGCUGGCUGUUUGGUGGACAUAUUCAACUAACAGAGUGUGUGCUGCAAAAUGAUCACUUCCUGAAGUUGCUAAUAUCAGACAGUGUUGAAACAGCAGUUACAAUGAUGUCUGUUUUACACAGUAUUUUGGGGGUCAAUAGUUCUGUCCUGCUUCGGGUUGAUGAAGAGAUCCUGCAUUCCUUAUUGGAUGAACUUGUUUAUAAGCUUUCAUCUUCUACCAACCCUGUCAUAGGAAACUCUGCUACAAAAUUGCUGUUGCUGAUGGCAAAAUUUUGCAAGCAGCUCCUGAAGUUACUGGCAGCUCGCUACAAAGGACUACAUGUGCUUUUAAGUAAACAGUGGACUGGCAAAGGAUUUGACAGGGAUCUCAGUCAACUUCUGGACUUGCUAUACUUGGAACAAUCCAAUGGAAAAGAGGAAGUGCAGAGACAGCACCAAGCAGCUUGUGUAAUUCAGGCAACGUGGAAGGGAUUUCAGACAAGAAAAAGACUGAAAAAACUGCCCCAAGCAGUGACAGCUUUGCAGAGAAGCUUCAGAGCUAAACGAGAACGGGAGCUUCAGCUUUUGGAGAAACAGAAGGAAGAUGAGGCCCUAAAACUGCAAAUGCAGAUCCAGAGACAGAGGGCCAUGAGACUCUUCCAUGAAAGACAGCUGGCCUUACUGGAAAUAAUCCAUCCCAGUCAGAUAAAUAAGCACAUGCAGGAAAUGGAGGUGAAAUCUGCAUUAACUAUCCAGAGAUUUUGGCGAGGGUAUAGAGCAAGAAAAAAUAUUCAUCAACAGAAACAGUCUCUUAAGGAGUAUAAAGCAGCUGUCAUCAUUCAGAGAGCAGCUUGUAAGUUCUUGGAAAAACAAAGAAGAAAGAAAACUCUCUCUUCCUGGAAAGAUCCCAAAGGGCUGAGUGAUGAGCAGAGAGUAGCUUUGCAGCAGAAGGUGGAUGACUACAUCAAAUUGCAUCCGGCUUCCCAAAUGUCAGAAGAAAUGAGUAAAGAAUUACAUAUGCAGGCCCAGGAAAAGCUGGCACAGUUCCUGCUGAGAAGCAGGCUGGAUCAGAGAGCAGCACAGCGGAGAGAGACGUUACUGGCUCAGGUCAACACUGAUGUGGAGCUGCUAAUGAAUGCUCCGCCGUUAGCAGAGACCACAGAAAAAGAUCUUGCUGUUUUCAUGAGUCGAUCAGUCCCUGUAGCUACCAAGGCCAAAGAGUCCCACAAUGCUAUGCUGAAAUACACUCGCUGGCCGUGGUGGAAGAAGCUUGGAGAUGAGUUUGAGGAGGAUGAUGUCAUUCCUGAUGACAUCCUGAAUGCAGAACUUGGAAGUCUGUUUAUUGGUGGAAGGAAAUCCUUAUAGCUAUUGGUGGAAGCUCAUCCAUUUACGGGCAGAAGAAUCUGUUACUCAUUUAGCCAGGCUCAUACCUUGCACUAUGCAUUACUUGUACAUGUUUUUAAGAAAGCAAAACACUUGAAUUCUAAGACAAAGCACUGAAAAAGAACAGGGUUUUAUUUUACUUACCUUAUUAAGAAUCUUUCUGUGCAUCAGCAGUAAAAUAUUGACUGUGCUAACACCAAAAGGAUUUAAAUACUGUAGUUGCUAAUAAGGAUAUUUUGUAACUGUUUCAAAAAGGAUUUAAGUACUGUAGUUGUAAAUACAGACAUUUUGUAACUUAUAUAGCUUUGACUGUAUAUAUUCUUUGCAUUUUCACUUGUUACUUCCACUCAGAUGCAUAAAAAAUUAUUCCCUUGUAAAAGCCUGGGCUGAUGUGCUUUGAGGUGAAGGUGGAUUCAGAACAGAUUAAGACAUGAGAACUCAGGCAAGUAGGAAACAGGCUGGGUGUUUCCAGCAGGGUAGAACAGCUAACUGUGGUCAGCACAGGCAAAGCUUGGACUGAGGAGUCUCCACUUCUUGCUUAGAAACAAGUGAAAAAGCAAGAAGAAGAAAGACAUACAGCCUAACAAAAUCGAACUGUAUGUUUUCCUUUAAAAGCAUGCAGUUCCUUGCACAGCCAGUGCACUGCAGUGUAAGAUGGUUGCAAUCCAAACUGUUAAAUGGGAUCAAUAGUGUCAGUGUGGCCAUCUGCACCACCACCCUCAUCUUAAACCACGCAGAUAUCAUUUAAUUCAGAAAGGUCUCCAGCAUGAUCACUGUCACCUGGUCUAUGGUGAAAAUCUGUAGUCGAGGGCCAAAGGCCACAGCUGACCAAUCUGCACAGAAAGAAAGGAGAACACAAGACUGCAGUAGGUGCCUGCACUACUAAUAAAGUAUUCAUUAGGUGAGACCCAGAAAGUCUUAAUACUGCAGAGGAAGAAAAAGCACAGUGGUUUCUGCCAAUUGUGUAUGGACAGCAAUAUUGCUUCUGUGUGUUUGCUUUCCAUCUUCUCUAGAAGGUUUUAAUUUUAGUGAUGAAUGGAAAACAAAUAAAUAGAAAUAGUAGGCAGAAGUCCAAGGCCAUUCAGAUGCAGCUGAUACAUUGAAAUUAAUAACUGGGCAGCUGCCAGGAGGAAGAGCUGUGCUCUGGGUUAAUUUUUUUAGCAGGCACAGUGAUUUGGAAGGCACUGAAUUGGCUCUCAGCUCCCUUCUUGGAGAGUUAACUGGUGAAAAAAUCCAUUAUCUGACAGGGCGUUCACAUGUGACUGUUGAAUUACAUGUUCUGCACAGCCUUGCUAUUAGUUUUAGACCAUGCUUAUCAGAAACCAGGUGCCCUACGAACACCA
Lagopus muta (rock ptarmigan) is the source of this 3610-nucleotide messenger RNA. RefSeq names its product IQ motif containing B1 (gene IQCB1). NCBI's taxonomy places the organism in Eukaryota, Metazoa, Chordata, Aves, Galliformes, Phasianidae. Gene Ontology annotation, cellular component: cilium. Gene Ontology annotation, biological process: cilium assembly. Bases 645 to 2249 code for a protein of 534 amino acids. The transcript has 13 exons. Gene Ontology annotation, molecular function: calmodulin binding. The record is from RefSeq and is a predicted model, not a curated record.